Molecule: messenger RNA, 1359 nt
Organism: Peronospora belbahrii
Lineage: Eukaryota; Oomycota; Peronosporomycetes; Peronosporales; Peronosporaceae
Source: the annotation of a GenBank genome assembly
AUGUUAUUAAUAUUUUCAGUCACCUCUCGUCAUCAUGGUACAGGUCCAGUCAAGUAUACUUGGAACUCUCAUGGUAACUACGUCGCAUCUUCAGGAACAUCUCGUGUUGUUCAUAUUUUCAAUCGACGUGGGAAACUCGUAGACCAAAUUGUUCCACCGUCUCCGAGUCCAUGUACAUUGCUCGAGUGGAGUGAAAAUGGCGACAUUCUCGCUAUCGUGCAAGCUCAUUCAUCGUCGCUCGUACUAUGGGAAUGGAAGAAAAUUCAACACCAUCAACUUGUGGACUUACCGUGCAACGACAUUACAUUGAUCAGAUGGUCCAAGUCGUCACAUUCAUGGAUGUUGGCAAUUGGGACUAAUCGAGGACAAGUUUAUAUUUAUUACCACGUUACUGGGACCACGAUACAAGUCGUGAGUAAACAUAAACGCCGUAUUUUGUGUGGAGACUGGAAUUUUCAAGACAAGUUUGCGUUUGGAUCGGAAGAUCAACAGAUUACAAUCUGCUUGUCGUCGGGACAAAUUGUUGACCAAGUGAAGAUUAAAGCAUCACCAGAAAACAUUACGUUUGGUGGCAAAACACCGGGCCAAGAUGCUAUUCUAUCGGUGAAUAUGGGUGGAAAAACAAUUUUGCUAUACGACUUGAAUGCACGAGAAAACGCGCUCGAGUUAGCUUUCCAGACGCAAUACGGCAACAUUGUGUCGUAUCAGUGGUUUGGCAACGGGUACAUUCUUCUGGGGUUCUCAUCGGGCUAUGUGGUGGUUAUUUCCACGCAGUCUAACAAGAUUGGUCAAGAACAGUACUGUGCCAAAUUCUAUGAACACUCACUUCGCGAGAUUGUGUAUAACGAAGCAAAUGGCAUGGUGGCAACUUGUGGAGAUAACUGCAUCAAGGUAGUGCGAAUGAGCGACUGGAAAGAAAUUGCGGUGAAGUACGUGGACAGCGAGCCAGCUCCGUCUUCAAAUGCUGGCGCUACUGCCUCUGGAGUCGCAGGAUCACUACUUACGUCCUCACCGUCUAUGAUUGCCGAUAAAUCAGGAAUCAGUUCGGGUAGUGGAUCAGCGCACGCGCCGUUGUUGCUUAUCGAAGAUCUCCAGUGGACUCCUGACGGGCGCGUUUUGAGUGUUAGCUCGCACAAUGGCUGUCUGCACAAUUUCCUGAUUCCUAGCUCUGCACUACGGUCUUCCUUGUUUGACCUUGACUCGCCGUUAGCUACUGUAUUGAAACCCAUUGCCCCUUGGACAAUGCUUUUCACUAUGAGCUUCAUGGCAUUUGCCGUGUUGCUUGUGAUCAGUGUACGAUUUGAAGUGUCAUGUAUGGACGUUAUCAGCGCGAUGACCGGCUUUGUUAAAGGCGUAUGA